AUGCUUAAGAAUAGACAGGUAUUAAUGGCUAGUUGUGUGCUUGGGGCGGGUAUAGCUGCGGUGGGUCUGGGGUGGUAUUUUAUAUUUUCGGGUGGUAUUAAUGCUAGGGCAAAUGAGAUACCUGAAACUUGUGAAUUAAUGGCACAUGAGCAUAUAGGCCCAAAACCAUGCGAAGCAAGUAUUAUCUCUAGUGAGUUAACUAAAAACAAAAACGAUGAUCUAUCCAAAGAGAAAUACGAGGACAGGCGUACCGAAACAAAAGACGUGUUAGAUGAUGAUGAUAGAAAGCCGCCCGGUUCUGGGUCAAUCGCAGCUCCAAAAACAGACAAAAGCCAGGGACAAUCAAAUUAUCAACCAGAGAAAGAAGAAGAUAAGAAGCCAAACAAUGAGGAAAAAGAAGAAGUCAAUGCUUGUUCCAAGCCUAACCAAGCGGGGAAGGACGAAACUGACGAGGGUUUCAAUUCAAUUGGGUAUGAGGUGACCGAUGAUCCAAAUGAACCAGUCUCACUUGAUAAGUCUUAUCUCGAACCCAUAUCAGAGUCCGAGCCCUUUACUAAGCCCUAUGGCAGAACUACCCCCAACACCAGCCCAUUGCCCAAACGCAAACAUAAACCCGGUCCUAUUCCAAUACCAAGAUCAAAAGAAAAACCACUUGAUAACGCAGUCCUCCCCCCUAAGCCCACACCUAGUCCAGAUGAUAACGCUCUUUCCCCCCAAAAUCCCAAUACUAAACCUGCGAUAGAGCCCACUUUCCCUCCUACUUUCAUAUCUAACCCAUUUACUGACGAAUCCUCUUCACAACCGCGUCAACGUAAAUCCAAACCCAAUGAUGCAUUGACUAAGUAA
Messenger RNA from Nematocida homosporus, 846 nucleotides. RefSeq lists its product as uncharacterized. The transcript has a single exon. The record is from RefSeq and is a predicted model, not a curated record. Lineage: Eukaryota; Fungi; Microsporidia. Bases 1 to 846 code for a protein of 281 amino acids.